Molecule: messenger RNA, 3546 nt
Organism: Ahaetulla prasina
Lineage: Eukaryota; Metazoa; Chordata; Lepidosauria; Squamata; Colubridae
Exons: 8
Source: RefSeq, a predicted model, not a curated record
GUGUCCGGCCCCAUUAAAUUCGCCACCCAGCCUUUGUGCCUGGCUAUUGGGGACCAUGAGGAGGCGAUCCAGUUUUAUGUCACGGCGGACCUUCAUUUUCCCUUGGUCCUUGGGAUGGCCUGGCUUCAGACCCACGAUCCUCAGGUGGCCUGGUCGCGGAACGCCAUCUCUUUCCCGAGUCUGCAGUGCGUCGACCACAUCCGCCACACCUGUGCCGGCCAGAACGUUCCCACCGUUGCCAUCACCUUGCCUCCUGAGCUGACGGACUUCGCCGACGUGUUCAGCGAGAAGGAGGCGGACCGACUACCCCCGCAUCGGCCCUACGAUUGCCCCGUGGACCUUCUGCCCAACGCACCACUGCCUGUGGGAUGCCUGUAUUCCAUGUCGGAGCCCGAGUUGGCCGCCCUCAGGGACUUCCUGGACAAAAAUCUGGCCCGAGGGUUCAUCCGGCCUUCAAAGUCUCCUCUCUCGGCCCCGGUCCUCUUCGUAAAGAAGAAGACAGGGGACUUGCACCUGUGCUGUGAUUACCGCCGGCUAAACGCCACUACGGUGUGGAAUCGCUACCCCCUGCCGCUCAUCCCGGAGCUACUGGAGAGGUUGCAGGAGGCCACGAUCUUCACCAAGCUCGAUCUCCGGGGGCCCUACAACCUGGUGCGGAUGCGAGAAGGAGACGAAUGGAAGACGGCAUUCGGCACCCGAUACGGACACUACGAAUACACUGUCAUGCCAUUUGGGUUGACCAACGCUCCUGCCGUUUUCCAACACUUCAUGAACGACGUGUUCCGAGACAUGUUGGAUCGGUUUGUGGAGAUCUACCUGGCUGACAUCCUCAUUUACUCCCGGUCCAGGGAAAGCCACCUUCGACACGUCGGUCUGGUUCUGCAACGCUUGCGGGAGCAACAACUCAAUGUGAAGCUGGAGAAAUGCGUCUUCUUCCGGACUUCCAUAGAAUUCCUCAGGCAUAUCAUCUCGCCCGAGGGCAUAGCCAUGGACCCAUGCAAAGUAGAAGCUUUGUGUAGCUGGGAAGCCCCUCGUCGGGUGAAGGAUGUUCAGCGCCUGCUGGGCUUCACCAACUACUACCGGACCUUCAUCCCGGGCUUCGCCACACUGACGGCUCCACUUACCCAGCUCCUCAGGAAGAAGGUUGCGUUCCGGUGGGGUCCCCCACAGCAAGAAGCAUUCACCGCCCUCAAGAAAUCCUUCGUCACGGAACCCGUCCUGAGGCAUCCCGACCCGCUCCGGCCUUUUGUGGUGGAAACGGACGCGUCCAAUGUGGCUCUGGGAGCGGUGCUGCUACAGGCUCCGAUGAAUGGCAGCACACUUUUCCCCUGUGCUUACUACUCCCGGAAACUCAAUCCUUCCGAGCGCAACUACACCAUCUGGGAAAAAGAGUUGCUGGCUAUCAAGGCUGCAUUCGAGGCUUGGUGACACCAUCUGGAGGGGGCCCAACAUCAGGUGGAGGUCCAAACGGACCAUCGGAAUCUCGAGCACCUCACCACAGCUCGGAAGUUGAACCAGCGGCAGAUCCGGUGGUCAUUGUUUUUUGCUCGGUUCAACUUCCGCGUGACCUACAUUCCCAGCGGUCACAACCGGAGGGCGGAUGCCCUGUCCCGCAAGCCAGAGGACCUCUGCGCCAAAGACCCCCUUCCUCCACGGACAGUGCUGCCGGCAGAAGCCUUGGCCGCAGCACGGGAGCCAGUGGACUUGUGGGCCCAGGUGCAAGAGGCGCAGCGCCAGGACGCCUGGUCGCAGCAAAGGAGAGUGGAGGUGGGCCCCACGUCUCCUUGGACCUUGGAGGAGGACUUACUCAAGUUUCGGGGGCGAUUAUAUGUGCCCACAGGACCACUCCGCACCAAACACCAGGCACCAAAGAGACCAGAGGUUGGGCGUCCUGGCCUGAAUCCAGCCACGGAAAGGCCAACAUCGCUGCCAUCGCCGCCAGCAGAAAUCCAUCGCCGACGCCGCCAACGCUGCCAACGCCGCAGACACCAUCCGAAGGCAGGGGCCAGGAAGAGGGCCAGAACCUGCCUCAAACCCACUCUCCGGCAGGUUCCACCCUCAAGUUGUCUCCUCUCAACUCCUCUGGCUUCUCAGGCAUCGCCUGGUGAGAAUUUCGGCUGUCCAGAGCAGACCCACCAAGAAAAAAGGUUGCUGCGCCACCGCCACCCGGAACUCCAUGCCGCCACUGCCGCCGCCGCCACCAUCCUGGGCCGAAAAGCAGAGGGCCAGAAAGAGGGCCAGCCCCAGCCUCCAACUCACUCUCCAACAGGCUGGACCCUCCAGAUGCCUCGUCCAACCUCUCUGCCUCUCCAGCGCCGCCCGAUGACAAACUUCAGCCCCUGGGGGUGGCUGCCACCACUGCCGCCGCCGUUGCCGCCGGAAACUAGAAACCACGCCACGGCCACUGCAGCCGCCGCCCCAGGCAGAGGACCGAAGACAACGCUGGGACAGCUGCUCAUCCUGGACCUCCAAAUCAGCCCAGCCUCACAUCCAGCACUGGCUCCUUGUUAUACCGAGGAGCUGGUCAAGUUCGUCGCCGGGCGCUGCCACUGCCAUCCGCCGAAAAACGGCCAGGCACUGGCCACCGCCCCCGGUCCAGUCAGCGGGGCCUACAUCCGCUUCCCCCAACCGGCCGAAAAUGCCUCCACACCUCCACUCCCUCUCCAAAACACAAUCACCUCGGCUCUCUGUCCUGUCAAAUGCUCCCCAGGGGAAAAAACCACCUCUGGUGCCCCAGGCGUCGAACGCUGCCGCCUCUGCCAUCACCGAAGGGGGAAAACGACAAAAACACCACCCGCCGCCCCAAACAUGCAGAACAAGCCGGCGGCCACGCCCUCGUCCCACCGGCCAGCCGAAAACUCCUCCUGGGGGCCGAAAACCUCUCCUCGGCCUGGCAACUAUGUCCCACGAUGUUCUACCCAACUGGACACGAUGUUCCGUCCAGUUGGGGGUGGGAAUCCUCUUCGGGUGCUAAGGGUGCUGAGUGGUCCUGCCUACGGCCUCCGCCACCGCCGAAAAAACAAACGCCGGAAAAACGCCGGACACCGCCCCAAACAUGCUGGUUCCAUUUUCUCCACCACCUUGGGGCUGAUGAUACAUCGGGUACAUCCAGAGUCUAAGAGGGCUAGCAUUUCUCCCUGCAUUCCCGAGGAUGGGAUGCACAGUUUCACUGGAACGGGAUUCUGGGUGUGGACCAUACCUUUCAUGGUCUGCUUGUCGCUCUAUCACCUCAUGAUACAGUCUGAUGUCUUCUGCGAUUUUUUCUCCAGCCACUCUGCAGAAAAUCCUGAAUACUUGGAAGGGUGCGAUGUGGCUGCCAAGCCUGCUCCCAUCUUCUCUGGCUCAUCUUCUGGGUGGAGAAACCCUAGUGAUUUGGCACCUCAGCUGGCUGCUGAACUGCCCCCUAUGGAGCUGCCCCCUAUGGAGCAACAGAAGCUGCCGCCAUGGCUGCGGAGAUGGCAGAUCCCCCUUCUGCCUGGCCAGUCUCUCCAUGCAGUGGCUGGGCAGGCUUCUGGGCAAGGGAUUCCUGAGCUCUCCAAAUCCUGA